AUGGCGAAUUCAACGACGACGCACUACAUACUAAUCAAGCUUAGCGUAGGAUACGAGAAGCUAAUACACGACAAUUUCACGAACGAGAAGUCUGUUAACUCAAGCGAAUCCGCUUCUGAUCAUUGUCAAGUCUGCUUGGUAAACAAACGACUCUUUCCAUCAAAGACAUCGAAUAAAAACUCGAUAAAUCCAUUUCUUUAUAAAGAACACAGAGAAAUACAUGCCAUUUGUACUUUGAAACCAGCGGGAACGACUUUUUCAAGCUCUGUGGAUUACAGCAACCGUUUUUUCGCUAUUUGUGAGCUUAUUAAUUUCGAAGCUGACUUUGAAAGCAUCGAUUACCAUGCUGUGGAAACAGAUCCUCUUGGAUUGUGCAUGAAUUUUACCAUACCAGACAGGACGAACAGAACUGAAGGACUCCAAGGAGCUGUAAAUCUCAGGGGAUGUUCAAAUAUGGUGUUGGAUUUCUUCUCCUUUGUAUUCAUCUCAGUGUUCAUAUAUUACUCUCCGGUCUUUUUUUGUCUGUUCUACCCGACGGAAAUCUUGCAAGAUGGCGUUACUCAUAUCAUUCUUGAGGGAGCAAGUCCCGUUAGUCUCAGAAGCCUUGCGGGAAAUUACUUUUUCUCUAGAAGCGAAGGAGAGGGAAUUUGGUGCAAGGCAAAAAUAUUCAUUUUGAGAGCUUUUAUUAUACCUCUUCCAUUUCUGAUUAGUGCAACCUUCCUUGCGGAUUUUGAACAUAAUAUUCCUAGUAAUAUCCUGUUAGACAAUAGGCUCCUCCUCAUAGUGUUUGGUUUAUGUUAUUUUUUUCAGGUUUUUUGCAGAUCAUGUUUCUUUGAAAGACCAUUGAUAGCAGAGCCUUGUUACAUUUGUGAGUGGUUUAGGCUAGAUACCCUUUCCUGUCACGAGGAACUUCCUCCGCUAAUUAUGAACCAUUUGCGCCUCCAGCCUUUAAUCUUGGUAGAAUACUGGAGGUUUUGCAAACAGAGAUUCCUAUACUAUUUCGAAAUGCCUGCCUCGGUGAUUCCUUCCUGCAGAUGCUCUAGAGGUUUUGCGAUUCGUCUUGUACUAUUUAUCUCUUUGUUGCUCUGUAUACCCUUUAUGGCAGCAACGUUUUUGACCACUCUAGGUUUAAUGACUGCUCCGGCAACUUCCUUAUGCCGGUAUCAAUUCAUACCGAGACCAACUGUAAAUUCAAAAAUGUCGAUGUUACUCAGCUUCAUAAUUGGUAGCCUCUUCCUUUUUGCAUGGCUUGGUGUCUUUCGUCUUUUGCAAUUAGCAGCUUACGGUGCCCAGAAUGCUCUAGUACGUGUUUUUCUACUUUCCCUCUCAGAGGAACAUCUUCCUUACGUGGCUUGUUUCGUUUCUGUCUUGUACUACAUUUGGUCAAGCUACAGCUCUUUUACAGAAACAUACCACGAGCUUGCCCUGGCUUUACACGAUAGCCAUAAGGACUCAAAACGAACCCAAUCUCAAGAUGUUCCUUCCACCCCUGAUCAGCUACCAAAACUACCUAACAAUACACACGAUCUUGACAACGUGAUGGCAAUUCCAAAAGAACUCUUCGGAAUAGCAUGUGAAGAACUUUUGCCUCUCAGGGAAGGUGUCUAUAUAUUAAUUUUGAAGAUCACAUUGCUCUUGUCUACUGUGUUUACUGUGUUUUCAUGGGUGACAGCGUCCAGCUUUGACACGACGCCUUUGAUGAAAACUUUGUUAGCGUUUCUCACUUUCGCGUUUCCCAAGAUCGUAGACAUGUGCAUUGAUGGAGAAUGGCAGAAAAAAAUGCGAGAAAGGAUUAUGAAGGAAAAGGUUCCAAAAAUUGUGGACAAUUUCAUCUAUGAAACUUCUAUGACAACCCAUUCACAGAGUGACAGAAAUGCAAACAAUGAC
Molecule: messenger RNA, 1887 nt
Organism: Pocillopora meandrina
Lineage: Eukaryota; Metazoa; Cnidaria; Anthozoa; Scleractinia; Pocilloporidae
Source: the annotation of a GenBank genome assembly